Molecule: messenger RNA, 1228 nt
Organism: Cyprinodon tularosa
Lineage: Eukaryota; Metazoa; Chordata; Actinopteri; Cyprinodontiformes; Cyprinodontidae
Exons: 6
Coding region: 1-1026 (341 amino acids)
Biological process (GO): response to bacterium
Source: RefSeq, a predicted model, not a curated record
AUGACUCUGCUAUGGGUUAUACUGCUUCUUCUUCAUCAAGGAUAUACCUUAGUUCCUGUCAUCACAGUCCAGCUUGGAGAAUCUGUUACUUUGACCUGUCUGACUGACAAGUUUCAGGUUGUGACAUGGGUUCACUGGUACAAGCAGAGUCCAGGAUAUACUCUGAAAUUAAUUGCAAAGGUGCAUGAAAGUACAGAGCCCAUCUAUGGGGUUGGAUUCUCAGCCUCAAGAUUCAGACUUACUUACAACGGCAAUCAAAGCAACUUGAUAAUUUUGUCAACAGUUGAACAGGAUGAAGGAAUGUAUCACUGUGCUUAUAUGGACUGGAAUGAAUAUGCUUGGACUGGGACUUAUUUGUCAUUAAGAGGAAACUCUGAGAGGACAUCAAGCUACACUUUGGUUCACAAGCCAGCAGUUUCUAAUCCUACUCAUCCAACAGAUUCUGUGACUCUGCAGUGUUCAGUUCUGUCUGAGUCUGCAAGCACAACCUGUCCAGGAGAACCCGGUGUGUUUUGGUUCAGAGCCAUAUCAGAUAAAUCCUAUCCCGAUAUCAUCUACACUGAAGGAAAAAAACAGGAAGAUUGUGAAAAGACGUCAAACAAUCAGAAGAAAUGUCGUUAUCACUUCUCGAUGAACGUCAACUCUUCUGAAGUCAACACCUAUUACUGUGCUGUGGCCACAUGUGGAGAGAUAUUAUUUGAAAAAAGAGCAAAUAUGGUGAAGAACAAUCAAGAAAAAACAUUGAGAACUGAAAGAAUUGUCUUGAUGAUCACGUUAAUCUGCUUAGCUGUUUCUGUGACCUUGAAUAUUAUUUGUAUUUGUCACAGAACUCAAAUAUCAUCCUGUACCCGAUUCAAAGAAAGUUCCCCUUCUCAGGAAUAUCACGGAAACUUAAGCCAACCAAUAGAUAAGAGUGAAUAUGGGCAGGAUCUAAAUUAUGCUGCAUUGCAUUUCUCUAGAGGGACGGAUAAAAAAGGAAAAAAUAAAGUUCAGAUUGGAGAAAGUGUGUAUUCACAAGUUAAAUAAUAGAGGUCAAUAUGAUUAGGGUAACUCUCAACUUGUGCUAAGGUCUGCCAUUUUGAAUUAUGAAGUCACACAAAAAAAGUAAAUACUGUUAGUGUCAUCUCAUCGUUUAGAGAUGGAUCAUACAUGAAAAUAAAUUAUUUAAAUAUUUUCCAACCUUACAUGAUGAAAUAGGAUUAUAUCAGUAUAUUGAAAUAUGUACAGA